This is a messenger RNA of Rattus norvegicus (Norway rat), 2641 nucleotides long. Lineage: Eukaryota; Metazoa; Chordata; Mammalia; Rodentia; Muridae. The record is from RefSeq and is a predicted model, not a curated record.
CCAAGUACUCGUUUCCACACCAAGACUCAGACUUUUUGAGCCAAAAAAGCCACAUUCUUAGACUGUCCAGCUUGUAAUGGUUAAUGUAAAACUUACCAGAUGAACCUUGUGUUUCAGCUUCUUUCUCUUCCCCUCCCCCUUGCUUCAGAGGCCUGAUGCCGUCGGACUAUUCCGAAGAAGAGGCCACCUCCGAAAAAUUCCCCUUCUAGGACAUGUAGACACUUGAAAUGUUUCUGUUUGAAGAAAAUAGAGGGAAAAACAGAAGUCUUAAGUCUGUGGCACACUGUGUCUUCAGACAGUUUGGAGGAUUGAAAACCUAGAGGUUUUAAAUCAUGAAUUGAACAUGUAAAAUUCCAGUAAAAUGUAAAAAUGGAAUAUGCAUCGCUCUUAACCAUGAGCAUAGUGACUUAGAGACACUGUACAUCAGUUAUGCCAAUAAGACUGUGGACUUCAUGAUUGUUGAACUACUGGGUCAAAACUCAAAUGAGGUGAAUUUUGCCUUUAAAGGAUUUACUUGCUAAGAACCAACUCUAAUAGCCGUGAGACUAUCACGUCAUAGCUACCAGUACAAGUAGUGCAUAUAUUUAUCCAUUUAGCUUUGAGCUCUAUAUUACAUAAUGGAGCCUUAAAUCUAUGUGGUUUUUAUCAAUGGUUUGUUUUUUGAAUGGUUGUGGAAACUGUAGAUAACCUUAACCGAGGACUGUACAAACGUGAAGGUGUGGUCUCACACUUCAGGUUUAAACUGUUUGACGCAUUAUAAGCAUUCAUUUCACAACUAGAUUGUAUAUGGUAUUUGGCUGUGAUGAGAUUCCCAUUAUUCAGUAAACCCUCAUCUCAUUCAGCAGGCACAUGUUAAACAGCAUUGUCGUUGGUGUUAAAUGGGGGAAUGUGUUCCUUCAUUGUAUUUGGGGCCUUUUGUAUCGAAUUCUUGAUAUUAAAUUAAAUGUGCCUUGAAAUAGUUGGGUUUUUUUUAAUUCAAGGAAUACUCUGAUAAUUUUGUUGUACUCAAUAUUUUACUUUGGGGGGCUAUGGAGAGCAGAUCAACACUUUGGAAAAAUUCUGUGCUCUUUAAAGUGAAGGAAAAGGCUGUCUCGCUUAAAAGACUAUUCCAGAAGGUAUAAAAGACAAGGAGACUUGGCAUUGGCCCCAGGAUAUUGCAGUAGAACAUAUUGUGGGACAGUCUCACGAGGUACCUACCAGAAGAUGGGGGAAAUGUGUUGGAACUCUGGGCUGGUCCAAGUGAGAUGUUCUGUGAAUUGAAAAAGCCAAACAGGCAAAAAAUUAAUGGCGAAGUGUCGAAUGCUUAUCCAGGAGAACCAAGAGCUUGGAAGGCAGCUGUCCCAGGGCCGUAUUGCACAGCUUGAAGCCGAGUUGGCUUUACAGAAGAAAUACAGUGAGGAGCUUAAAAGCAGUCAGGAUGAACUGAAUGACUUCAUCAUUCAACUUGACGAAGAAGUAGAGGGUAUGCAGAGCACCAUUCUAGUUCUUCAGCAACAGUUGAAGGAGACUCGACAGCAGUUGGCACAGUACCAGCAGCAGCAGUCUCAAGCUUCUGCUCCAAGUACCAGCAGGACUACAUCUUCUGAACCUGUGGAUCAGGCAGAGGCCACAAGCAAAGACUGCAGUCGUCUGGCAAAUGGACCAAGUAAUGGCAGCUCCUCCCGCCAGAGGACGUCUGGGUCUGGAUUUCACAGGGAGGGGAGCACUCCUGAGGAUGACUUUCCUUCUUCUUCAGGGAACGGUAAUAAGGCCUCCAACAGCUCAGAGGAGAGAACUGGCAGAGGUAGUAGUUACAUAAACCCACUCAGUGCGGGGUAUGAAAGUGUAGACUCUCCCACGGGCAGUGAAAACUCUCUCACACAUCACUCAAAUGACACAGACUCCAGUCAUGACCCUCAAGAGGAGAAAGCAGUGAGUGGGAAAGGUAAUCGAACUGUGGGUUCCCGCCAUGUUCAGAAUGGCUUGGACUCAAGUGUAAAUGUACAGGGUUCAAUUUUGUAAUAUUUUUCCAGCAAAUUUUUAUACAGUGUCAUUUAAUUGGGGGAAGGAUACUGUCAAAAAUUAAUGCAUACUUUUGUCACAAUUUAUACCCUUUUGUGGGUGUGUUUUUGUUUUGUUUGGUUCUUUUUUUUUUUUUUUUAAUUGCUUCAAUACCUCUGCUACUUUGAAAAUUGUAACAGUUAAUUACUUUGAACAUUGCUAAAAGGACAUUUUGUGUAGGGUCAAGUUAUUUUUAUAUGAGUUAAUGUGAAGUUGUAAAUGGGAAUCUAUAGCAGUGACGUCUGUAUAAAUCUGUCUAUCUAGAACCUGUGCUGUCAGGGCACUCUUCCUCACGCUGUUGUUACUCAUGCACCAUUCAGACUUGUUAGAGUAGAUGUGGGCUUAGGACCGCCGAGUGUGCCCAGUACAGUAGUUUUAUCACUAAAGAGUUGGAUGUGAGUCCUAUAGUAGUUUCAGCGUUAGAUAGUUUUUCCACCAUACAUCUGUGCAUUCAUCUUUAGCUGAACUGAAUGUUUAAGAAAUCCGUGUGCAUAGUUACUAAGUUUUUAUGAAUUGUUGUGUCCUGUUAAUGCAUAUUGCCCUGUGACUCCAGUAUAUCUCACCUGUACUGACCAAACCUAAAUAAAAAUUUUUAUUGUAA